Molecule: messenger RNA, 2187 nt
Organism: Asparagus officinalis (garden asparagus)
Lineage: Eukaryota; Viridiplantae; Streptophyta; Magnoliopsida; Asparagales; Asparagaceae
Product: CBS domain-containing protein CBSCBSPB1-like
Exons: 14
Coding region: 152-1813 (553 amino acids)
Molecular function (GO): protein binding
Source: RefSeq, a predicted model, not a curated record
AUGGGAGGGAACCAACGAACCGCCAUUCCCUUCUCUCUCCCCACUCCUCUCAACCUCCCGCCAUUUUCUGCGUCUCAACGAUCGUUCAACCUAGGGUUUUCUCUCCGAUCCGAUCACCGCCGCCGCCGGUGAUCUCACCGACAGAUCGGAGAUGGACGGCCUAGGCUCCUCCUCAUCCUCCUCCCCCCACCGGAGGAGCUCGUCGGUGUGCAGCUCCUCCAGCAAGAAGAUGUCCUCCGACGCCACCGCCUCCGCCGCCGGAGGAGGAGGAUUCCAGGUCGUCACGCCUCGAAAGCCUCCGCUCUCUCGAUCGACGACUCUUAAUGGUGAGAGAACUGUAAAGCGGUUGCGGUUGACUAAAGCCUUAACAAUGCCUGAGAAUUCAACAGUGUAUGAGACUUGCCGACGAAUGGCUGCUCGUGGGGUUGAUGCUGCAUUGCUAACUGAUUCAAAUGCUUUGCUAUGUGGAAUCUUAACAGCUAAGGAUAUAACAACAAGAGUUAUUGCCCGUGAAUUAAAGCUUGAAGAGAUUCCUGUUUCCAAAGUCAUGACAAGGAAUCCUGUAUUUGUUCUUUCAGACACUCUAGCUGUGGAAGCAUUGCAAAAGAUGGUAUUAGGUAAGUUCAGACAUUUGCCUGUUGUGGAGAAUGGUGAGGUAAUUGCUUUACUUGACAUAGCAAAGUGUCUAUAUGAUGCCAUUGCACGGAUGGAAAGGGCAGCUGAGAAGGGAAAAGCUGUUGCAGCUGCUGUUGAAGGAGUUGAGAAGCAUUGGGGAACAUCUGUUUCUGGUCCUAAUACAUUUAUAGAAACGCUUCAAGAACGCUUGUUCCGGCCUUCAUUAUCAACCAUCAUAUCAGGAAGUUCAAAGGUUCUCACAGUCUUGCCAACUGACACAGUAUUAGCUGCAACACAAAAGAUGCUUGAAUUUCAAAUAAGUUCCGCUGUUGUGACCAUUGGAAAUAAGCUGCAGGGAAUACUAACUUCAAGUGACAUUUUGUUGCGCGUAAUUGCCAAAAAUCUUUCUCCAGAAUCAACCUCUGUGGAGAAGGUCAUGACUCAAAACCCUGAAUGUGGAACAAUUGAUACACCAAUCCUUGAUGCUCUUCACAUCAUGCAUAAUGGAAGGUUCUUACAUCUUCCUGUUUUGGACAGAGAUGGGCAAGUUGUCUCAAUUAUUGAUGUAAUUCAUGUUACUAAUGCUGCAGUAGCCACAGUUGAAAACAGUGGAGGACUAGGGAACGAGUCAACAGUGUCCAUGAUGCAGAAGUUCUGGGAUUCUGCAAUGGCAAUCGGACCUAUUGAAGAGGAUGAAGAGACAAAGAGUGAAGCAUCCAUGAAACUCGCAUCAGAUGGAACAGACAUAUUAUGUUCUCCCGCCUAUCCCCGAUCAGGCUUAGCUCCCACUUUUGCCUUCAAGCUCGAAGACAAAAGGGGUCGGAUGCACAGAUUUUAUUGUGAUACACGUACCUUGACAGAGCUCAUCACUAGCAUUCUUCAAAGGGUGGGUGAUGACAUCGACAAGAAUCAUCUACCUCAAAUCCUGUACGAAGACGAGGAUCGCGACAAAGUUGUCCUUGCAUCGGAUAGUGACCUUGCGGCUGCUGUGGAACAUGCCAGAGUUGUUGGGUGGACGGGUUUGAGGCUGUAUCUAGAUUAUUCAGGUACAAGCAGAAAACAUAAGAACAGGGGUGGGCCAGGAGCAACAGCGUUUACAAGUAGAGAUGCAUGGGCAUCGGCAUAUAGCACAAUUGCAGCUGGUGCUGCUCUAGUUGCGGGACUCGGCGUGAUGGCAUACCUGAGGAGGAGCUCAUAAGGUUGUGCUUGGUUUCGUAUGAAAAUAAUCAAGAAUAGAUGGAAAUGGAGAUAUCAAACUUUUUGACCAUUAAGUAAAGGAAACCAAAGAGGGGUUCUUCUCAAGAUAAUUCUCAUACACGUAUACAAGAGCUAUUACUAUUAUCAUCAUUAUUCAUCAACUGAUCGCAAUCCUUUCUGAAAGGACAAAAUAUUGUAUUAUUUUUUUUCAGAGGAUAGUGAUAUAUGAAUGUUGGUUAUACAUGUCAUAAAAGUUUAAAAGAGGUUUCAUCUUAUAUCUCGAGUAGAACCUCAUAAUGUUGUUCUUGUUUGUACCUAAAGUUAUCGAGAACAAAUGAAGAGAGAAGAGAAAGAAAUCUGGUUUUCUUAUUUGAA